GGUUAAUAUGUAGUUUCUAUAACAAUAUAAGGGCUAUUUCUCAUUCAUUAUUCUAUAUGCCACUAUCACAUUUUCUUCAUCAAAAUACCAUCCUUUUGCUCUCUUAGAUUCUACUCCACUGUGCUUGGUUUUCCUUCCUCAAAAACAAAUUACAGAUAAUCUCAAAUCUGCUCAGAAGAAUGAACUUGCAGUUGAGACGCCGGUAAGAUUCUUCAUAAUUGAUUCUACGAUGCAGGCAUCGGAGCAACAUAGAAGUUCGAGUAUGUACUAUCAACCGUUGCAACAAAUGGAAGCCUAUUGCUUGCCGCAGUAUCGAAAUUUAAAUCAUCAGCUAUACAACAAUGAUGGAGGCCACAGAACUCAAUUAUCGGCUCCAAGUUCUUCUGACCUUUAUUACUGCACCUUGGAGUCGUCUUCUGCAGCUGGAAGUUUAGCCGUUUACAACUCUCCUUCAACUGUUAGUUUCUCGCCUAAUGAUAGUCCAAUGUCGCAGCAAGAUUCACAGUCAUAUCCACCUGAUAAGUAUCAUUCCCCCGACAAUACCUAUGGCUCUCCAAUGAGUGGAUCGUGUAUAACCGAAGAUUUAAGUAGUUUUAAGCACAAGCUGAGAGAAUUGGAAAAUGUAAUGCUUGGUCCUGACUCUGAUAAUCUUGAUAGUUAUGACAGUGCCAUGAGCAACGGAACCAAUUUCGGUUCGCUUGAAAUGGACAGUUGGAGACAAACAAUGGUAGCAAUUUCGAGCAAAAAUCUAAAGCAUAUCCUUACUGCAUGUGCCAAAGCAAUUGCAGACAAUGAUUAUCUAAUGGCACAGUGGCUGAUGGACGAAUUACGGCAGAUGGUGUCGGUUUCUGGCGAACCGAUUCAAAGGUUGGGAGCAUACAUGUUGGAAGGACUCGUUGCACGGUUGUCUGCUUCUGGGAGUUCAAUUUACAAAUCAUUAAGAUGCAAAGAACCGGAAAGUGCCGAGCUUCUCUCUUACAUGAACAUACUUUAUGAGGUUUGCCCUUACUUCAAAUUCGGAUACAUGUCUGCAAACGGAGCCAUUGCAGAAGCAAUGAAAAAUGAAGCCAGAGUUCAUAUUAUUGAUUUCCAAAUUUCUCAAGGAAGCCAAUGGAUUUCGUUGAUUCAAGCUUUUGCAGCUAGGCCUGGUGGGCCGCCGCACAUCCGUAUCACAGGUAUCGAUGAUCCGACCUCAGCUUAUGCCCGGGGAGGUGGACUACAUAUAGUUGAAAAGAGGUUAUUAAAGCUUGCUCAGCAUUUCAAAGUCCCGUUUGAAUUUCAUGCCGCAGCUAUCUCCGGUUGUGAUGUUCAACUGCAUAACCUCGGAGUUCGACCUGGAGAAGCUCUUGCGGUAAAUUUUGCAUUCAUGCUACACCACAUGCCUGAUGAGAGUGUCAGCACUCAGAAUCAUAGGGAUAGGCUUCUGAGGUUAGUUAAGAGCCUAUCACCAAAAGUUGUGACACUUGUCGAGCAAGAAUCUAACACAAACACUGCAGCAUUCUUUCCUCGUUUCCUUGAAACUAUGGACUAUUACACGGCAAUGUUCGAGUCAAUAGACGUGACUCUUCCAAGAGAGCAUAAAGAGAGAAUCAAUGUUGAGCAGCAUUGCUUGGCAAGAGACUUAGUUAACAUCAUAGCUUGUGAAGGGGUCGAGAGAGUGGAACGACACGAACUGCUAGGGAAGUGGAGAUCAAGAUUUGCAAUGGCUGGUUUCACUCCUUACCCUUUGAGUUCAUUGGUGAAUGGUACCAUAAAGAAAUUGCUUGAGAAUUACAGUGAUAGAUAUAGACUUCAAGAGAAAGAUGGAGCUUUAUACCUUGGUUGGAUGAAUAGAGAUUUGGUUGCUUCUUGUGCUUGGAAAUGAGAACUACGAAUUGUGUUUGCCGCAGUCGACAACUCCACUUUCACGCAGUCAGCUCGUUGGUGGCCAUUGGAUCGAGAUCAGACAGUCCAUAUUUCAAGAUUGGUAUUUCGGCAUUUUUAAAAAUCAAAAUAUGCAUUGAAAUAAUCUGGACUGUCUGAUCUUGAUCCAACAGCUACCGAUGUACUGACUACGUGGGUUGCUAACCGAGGCAAAUACAAAUCAAAGUUUGAGGAGGGAAUGAAGCAGAACCUGUCUUUGUUCUUAUUAUGUUCCAUUUUAUCCCAUCUAAUUGUCCAUUUUCUGUGUUUCAAAAGUUUCUGUGGAAAAUGUAGCUAGCAAUAGCAUUUUUCUAUAUCAGUAAUAUUAAUCUUUCAUAUCAUUAUCUUUUUCUGAUAA
Molecule: messenger RNA, 2260 nt
Organism: Trifolium pratense (red clover)
Lineage: Eukaryota; Viridiplantae; Streptophyta; Magnoliopsida; Fabales; Fabaceae
Product: scarecrow-like transcription factor PAT1
Exons: 2
Coding region: 230-1864 (544 amino acids)
Biological process (GO): regulation of DNA-templated transcription
Cellular component (GO): nucleus
Molecular function (GO): sequence-specific DNA binding; DNA-binding transcription factor activity
Source: RefSeq, a predicted model, not a curated record